AUGCGCGUGGCAGGCUUGAUCCGGUACACGGCAGUGUUCAUCGCGCUGCUGAGCACUUGGUUCAUCAUGCAGACGUACUUCGAUCGCAGAUGGAAAGCCAUCAGCCUGCGGAGCUGGCUCGGUGUCACCAACAAGCCCAGAAACGAGCAGCUGCCCCGGCAUAAGUGUGGGAACAAGAAGAGCUGCCCUGAGAACCAUUUUGCCUUCAAGAUCAUCAGCGGCGCCGCAAACGUGGUGGGACCCUCCAUCUGCUUCAAUGACAUGAUCCUCAUGAGCAGCAUGAAAAACAACAUUGGCAGAGGCCUGAACAUUGCCCUGGUGAACGGAACAAGCGGGCAGCUCCUAAAAACUGACACAUUCGACAUGUACUCUGGAGACAUUAACAAACUGGAUACCUUCCUCCAAGGGAUCAAGCCUGGCACCAUUGUGCUGACAGCCAGCUAUGAUGACCCUUCCACAAAGAUGAACGACAAAGUACGAGCACAUUUUGUGGAGCUGGGCAGCAGCCAUGUGAGCAACCUGGGCUUCCGGGACAACUGGGUCUUCUUGGGAGCAAAAGGGAUGAAGAACAAGAGCCCUUUUGAAGAACACAUCAAAAAUGAUAAGAAUACAAAUAAAUACGACGGCUGGCCUGAGCUGCUGGACAUGGAGGGCUGUGCCCCUAGGAAGAUGGAUUAG
Messenger RNA from Nipponia nippon (crested ibis), 678 nucleotides. It is a transcript of the gene FAM3D, whose product is annotated as FAM3 metabolism regulating signaling molecule D. Lineage: Eukaryota; Metazoa; Chordata; Aves; Pelecaniformes; Threskiornithidae. The record is from RefSeq and is a predicted model, not a curated record.